AUGAGACAAGCUGGUGCAUAUUCAGGGUUACUGUGUGGAGGGGUAUCAGGAAGGACAGGGCCCCACUCACUUCCCUUGGCAAGGAUCAAGAAGAUCAUGAAGAAGUCAGGGGAGGAUGUUAAAAUGAUAUCAGGGGAGGCUCCUAUAAUUUUCUCCAAGGCUUGUGAGCUAUUCAUUGAGGAGCUUACUAGAAGGUCCUGGAUCAUGGCCAUCCAAGGCAAAAGGAGGACUUUGCACAAAGAUGACUUGACCUCUGCAGUUAUAGCCACUGAUAUAUUUGACUUUUUGAUCACUUUGGUUUCCAAUUCUGACAGCCAUGCACUUGGUCCCUCCACCACCACUGUCAUGGAGGUGGAGACUAUAGAUUACUCUUGA
Messenger RNA from Sphenostylis stenocarpa, 375 nucleotides. NCBI's taxonomy places the organism in Eukaryota, Viridiplantae, Streptophyta, Magnoliopsida, Fabales, Fabaceae. The record is from the annotation of a GenBank genome assembly.